AACAGGUAGCAAUGUUUAUUUCUGUAACUCCGACGGUAUAAAAGAACAUGAUAAUCUCGCUAGUGAAGAAGCAAGAAGACUUGCGAAAUCGAAAGCGUCGGCGACCACGAUGAAGACACCAGCCUACAUCUUCCUCUGCGUCCUGCCCGUGAUAGCGGCUUCAGCAGCCACAGACUCGAAUGCGGAAGUAUUUACUACAGCGUCCAUCUCCCUGGAGACGCAGCUUGCGGACGUGCAAGGCGAACUCCACGACAUGAAGACCCAGCUCCGCCAGCUGCAGGAGAGGAGCGUACUGGCAUGUGACUCGGGGUCCGUGGAGAUCCCGGCGGGAACUUCGAACCUGAAUUCCGGAUCCGGUCUCCGCUACAUGGAGAUACCGGCCUACUUCGCCCGCUCCUUCAGCAGCACACCGACAGUGACCGUCGGCCUGACCCACCUGGACCACAACCCCGGCACCAACACACGCAUCGACGUGGCCGCGGUGUCCGUGCGCACCAACGGCAUGACCAUCCGCAUAGAGACCUGGGCCACGUCGCACGUGGUGAAGGCACGCGCCAGCUGGAUGGCUUGCGCCUGAACAACAAGCUAAUAAGACUACGGUCGUUCAAAGCUUGUUGGUCCCCACCAAACGGCUCAAUU
Messenger RNA from Branchiostoma belcheri (Belcher's lancelet), 639 nucleotides. RefSeq lists its product as uncharacterized. Bases 110 to 577 code for a protein of 155 amino acids. The transcript has 3 exons. Gene Ontology annotation, cellular component: protein complex involved in cell adhesion; cell surface; phagocytic vesicle. The record is from RefSeq and is a predicted model, not a curated record. Gene Ontology annotation, molecular function: N-acetylgalactosamine binding; oligosaccharide binding; polysaccharide binding. Gene Ontology annotation, biological process: cell-cell adhesion. Lineage: Eukaryota; Metazoa; Chordata; Leptocardii; Amphioxiformes; Branchiostomatidae.